UAUUUUUGCUUUACCUCUCUUCAAUUCAAAACCACAUCCUUCAAAUUUUAGCUGUCGGAUGCCAUCUUGCUUACUGGAUCCUCAACUCUUCAUCGUUUGAUCUUUAGAUUUCGCUUCUGGGUGGUGAGAAUUGCGGGUACAAGGCUCCAACCGGAUUGGCAGGCAUGGAUGAGCAAUUCGUACUUAGAGUUCCACCUUCCGUUGCUGAGCGCAUAAAUCUCCUUUUAAGUGAAAGUGCUUCAUCUUCCGAGGACAAAUCACUGGAUUUGGAGUUUUCUGAGGAUGGGCGGACUGGCACAUUUGUCAUUGGCAAUGAACGUUUUCCUGCAUCUCUCUUAGAUCUACCUUGUGUUGUUGAAUCAUACAAAACUUACGAUGACAGUGCAUUAGUUAAAACGGCUGAUAUCGGUCAAAUGAUUUUGGUCAGGGAUUCUGGAGAAGCUUCUCCAGAUGUGGUGGAAUACAGACAUGGUCUAACCCCUCCAAUGAGGGAUGCUCGGAAGCGAAGAUUCCGAAGGGAGCCUGAUCUAAAUCCGGAGCUGGUACAACGUGUUGAAAAAGAUUUGGUGAACAUCAUGUCUGGAGGGACAGUUGAAAAUCUUGAUGCUGAUGUCAAUGGGCAAGGUGAAGCCGGUGAUGAGAAUGCUCGUAACACGAAUAAGAAAGCUCCACCAGCAGCUGCCACAAAGCCCGAAGUUCCGGAUACAGGUGGCAAUGCCGGGGAGGCUGAUGGAUCCGAAUCGGAUGACUCAGAUGAUUCGAUGUGAAUUCAAUAGAUAAGCGAGAGGAAUUACUUACUGUUAUUGUCGGUAGAUCAUUUGUUUUGGUAUUGAAUUCUCAAGCUUGGGCGGUGGCAUGCAUUUUC
Messenger RNA from Hibiscus syriacus, 865 nucleotides. RefSeq names its product transcription initiation factor TFIID subunit 7-like. Gene Ontology annotation, biological process: transcription initiation at RNA polymerase II promoter; RNA polymerase II preinitiation complex assembly. Gene Ontology annotation, molecular function: RNA polymerase II general transcription initiation factor activity. NCBI's taxonomy places the organism in Eukaryota, Viridiplantae, Streptophyta, Magnoliopsida, Malvales, Malvaceae. Gene Ontology annotation, cellular component: transcription factor TFIID complex. The transcript is spliced from 7 exons. The record is from RefSeq and is a predicted model, not a curated record. Bases 165 to 767 code for a protein of 200 amino acids.